Messenger RNA from Porites lobata, 4350 nucleotides. NCBI's taxonomy places the organism in Eukaryota, Metazoa, Cnidaria, Anthozoa, Scleractinia, Poritidae. The record is from the annotation of a GenBank genome assembly.
GACGCAGGAAAGACUGGGACCGAUAUUCUGACUGAAGGCCAACCUGGCUGGAUGAAGGAACUUUUAAAAAAGACUUCAAAAGAGGUAAGAGUACAUUGAACGGAAGGCGCAACCACCCUCACGGCAAAUUGGUCAGUCAUACUCUGCUGGCGGAUAGGCUUAGGUGAGAGCUUCUAUCCCAUGACACGGCGUCAUAGCUUGAUGAAUUCUUUUUUAUCAAUUUUUUUUCAAAUAGUAUCAAUUUUAAAGAAGCUGGCAUAACUCAGGCGCCUAUUCGCAGAAUAAUAGUAAUUAUACCAAACGUUUAUUACCUGAUUGGCUGUCAGUAGCCCUGAUUUCGUAGCCUGUUCCAAGCUCCGAGACAGUCGGGUCCCACGUUUCAACGCACGUCCACCAGAAGUGGACUUUUUGCAAUAUUUGGGGCGUGAUUUUGACCAAAUUUUCGGGCAAAACGUCUCUAUGCGAGAAAAGACACAUAGGGAAACAAAUUUGGAAGCGUCAUGUUAUAUUCGAAAGAAAAAACUCUCUUCCGGUUGGCAUGCGUCGCUCAAAAACAUCUUUGCUUAAACUCCCUUCGCGAACACGAAAAUAUAUCGGGAGGAAACUGGGGAGAGGAAGCGCCAGUACACACGGUUAUAUUUUCGCGUUAUCCCUACUAUCUGAGAGCCUGGAAAAGGCUACUGAUUUUGCACCCUUCAUCUCUCGCCUCUAAUAUAUAUCUUUUAACGAUUUUUAUUCUCUUUAGAGAUGACGUUCAAAUGGAAAAAAAAACGAGCUGAGAAAUGUCAUAUUUUUUGUAGGCUACAAGAAGUCUCUUGUCUUUCUUUCAUAGCACGUAAAGCGCAACGCCAAAAGUAAACAGCCACGAGUGUUACUGAAGCAACGCAGCUCUUACUUCUUGUGUCUCAAAGCGCCCAUAACACGCAGCUCACUUUGGAAAAAACGAAUAAAUGACUACUUGCAUUUUAUUGUCUCUAUUUGAGUACCUUUGUAUUUUCUUUCCAGUUAAAAUCUAAAUCGAAUGAAAAGAAGCAGGUUUCAGCAAAAGAAGGAGAACAAAUUUCAGAAGGCGACAUUGAAAUUCACUUGGAAGAUGCAAGUAAGGUGCAAGGUGUAUCUCAGACUAGUUUAACCGACAUCAUUAUUCACUAAAUGAAAUUUAAAUAAUAACAGUAAAAAGUCAGUUGGAGCCGUCUAAGUAGGUAUAAACCAAUAUUAGCGUAAUAGGAUAUUAAAAAAGAAUUACUAAGUUUUUGUAUUGGAACUGCGGGAUGAAGAAAUACAUGUAUAGAAGAUUAUCGAAGUGAAGAACGUAAGAGCUGUGAAAAGAUUUUAAACACCUUCCUGUUUUUUUUUUUCUUCCAUCCUUCCGUCGAGUGGGAGGCUCGCUUCGCUUGCCCAAAUAGGAGAGCUUGCUCGCAGGCUAAGGGGAUCUUUAGACUCUACUCGGGUAGGAUUCACAAAGAAAUCGUUAAAAGGUUAUGCUACCUAGGUACGUCAAGUCAGGAACUCAAGUCGUUUGAAAGCUACCUUACAGUCCGCAUACAGCUAACACGGGUCGGCACCUCACUAUCGGAUCAGCCCUCAAUGUUAAGUACAUAAUUUAUUCGAUUAAUGGCGCUUAAUAAAUUUUUGCCGCUUAAGGGUCACCAUUCUCAGCAAAUGUAGUAGUAUAUUUUGCAACAAAACGCCCUGCAAUACAAUAUAUACUUGAAGAAAAGUCUACUUAUUAUAUGCUUAUUGAUCUCCCAAACGCAGUCCAGUUUAGCAGCGUGGAAUCUUAUGUGGAUGAUACGAAGAUUUUUCUGUCCUUCUCGUCUAAGGAUGUUGACCUCUCUCUGGAGAGAAACUCUGAAGACCUCCGCCAUGCUGCCAAGUAGUGCUGCUCAAACCAACUGCUGAUUAAUCCUAGCGAAACCAAACUCAUUGUGUUUCGAGCCAGACAGCUUUUGACGCAAGUCAGGAAAACUUGUGACAUGAGUGUACCCGUUCUUUGGACAAGCGCUCGUUCCUGUUUCGUCUGUCAAGUAUUUAAGAAUUGUACUGAACUCUCAUUGAACUUUUAAUGAACAUUUUACCUGCAUAACGUCUUCUCGCUUGUCUACCUUGUGUCAGAUAAGUUGGGUUAGGUAUCUGUUCUCUAGACCUGUUCUGAUCCUAAACUCGCUUGUACUUACUAAGUUAUUCUGUUAUACGUUUCUGGGCUGGUACCAUCAAGCAAAACCUACAAAAGUUACAACUGAUGUAAAACUUUGCCGCUCGUCUUGUGACUAACACUAAGAAGCUCGAUGAUGUUACAGUGGCCCUCAGUCAAGAGUCACCUGGAAGUACGGGAUGUCUGCGCUUUAGUAUUAUAUUAUACACAUAAUUACAGCACAAGGCAUAAAGAUCAGUUACAAUUUCCUUUGUAAAUUAUCUCAGAAUAGCCCCCCCCCCCCCUUCGCGAGAGAUAAUGAAGUUAUUGUAUUGUAAAAUCGGCUAACCUCAAUUAAGCUGUGUUCUUCCCUUUUGUGUGUGAUUCCUGAGCCAGUUUCUUCUUUCAUAUAUAUCAUAUGGAGAACAGACUAGUUUCAACAAAACCCAUACAAUGGCCCUGGAAAGAAGAAAUUCACAUCACCGUGAGGUUACUCGAUUUGCAUUAAAUUUCCUUCACAUUCGCGGGCUACAGAAAUAAUCGUUUCCUUUAUACAAAUCCUUAUAUUUUGAAGGUUAUGCUGGCAACAUUACGGUAAUCUUUCGACCUUGGAUCACCUGUGCCUUAAAAAGUCAAAACCACAUGUUUUGGCAACGCACAUACCCAUAACACUUCUAACGAGAAAGUGACCACGAAAACUGAAACGGUCAUAUGAUUGUGUUAUUCAUCCUUUCGCUGAAUAAAAUUGUUGUUUUCCAGUUUUUCUCCUUCACUUGUUAGGCCCUGUUUAAACGCUUCGGAAAAAUAUUUGAACGGACAAAAAAUGCACGAAUUCGACUUUCGGUUACUCGGGACCCGCGGAACCGUGCAAGUUAUCGAACGGUAAACAAAACUGCAACCCGUAACAUAAUUUGCACGGGUAAAAAAAUUCGUCCGUUAAAAAGUUUGUCCGAACCUUUGUAAACGGUGUCGCCAUUACAACGGCCGCUACUUAUGCUUUGAUUUUAAUUUCAGUCCCAUACGACGCUAUCAGCACACUGCAAACUGCUUUUGGAGAAUUGGGAACACAAGCAACGGACGCUAUGAAUGGUCUAACUGAACUAAAGGGACAGUGGAAUGAGAUCUCGUUCGGUGAUAGAGCGGUUAUGACGCAGACUCUACAGGCCGCUGCAUCAAAUAUUCAUAAGUUUUUAAAUGCGGGAAGUGAUCCAAUUGGCGCAGUACAGGGAGCACUCAACAUGGUGGCACAGUUUGCAGCUCUUGCCGGUCCCACUGGCCAAAUUGCUGCCGUCGCCUUAAGCUUCGUCUCCGGGUAUCUGAGUCUUUUUGGAGUGGGAGGACAGGAAAAGAAAUCUAUCGGAGAAAUUGUACGUGAAGAAAUAGAUGAGGCAUUGGCACAAUUCUAUGAGAGCGAUCUUAGUAAUAAGGCUGAAGGCAUUACCAGUACAUUCCAAGUUUCCAAGGCAUAUUUGGAUAAGCUGGCCCAGUCAGGCAAAAAGCUUACCGUUUCUCAGGCGGCGUCACUUGAGAGGAAUGUGCCACUGUAUCUUGGCCUCCCCUUCAUGGGAAAAUUGGCAAGUGAAAUUAACGGUCUCCUGAAGGUCAACAAAAUAAGCGAUGCCAAAAAGACAUUGAAAUACAUUGAGCUGUAUACAAAAAUGGCGAUUCUUAAAGACAUGAUCAUGCAGGAAGCGGCGACUUUGUUACCUAUCGACCUAGAACCCAACCGACAAGCCUUGUUAGCUGCUCAGGAAUCUAUGCGCGAUCAGCAAAAGCAUCUGAUAAGAUUCCUUCGCCAAGGUAAAAUUGGCAAGAUGGCACUAAAUUACUUCGACCCUGACGUGAGCCCAUUCACAGAUUCCUAUUUGACAAAGGUGCUGAAAGUACCCGAUUAUGAUCGUUCCAUGGCUGGAAGAUGGUGUCUGACGCCACACAUUUCUGGUCAAAAGCUGAACCCAAUCACGUGGACGACAGACGAGAACAGCUUAAUGAAGGACGGUCACCCCCACAUUACAACUGCGAUUGAAAACUGCCACUGGAAACUUAUCCCCCAUGGUAACAAUCUCUACACAGUGCAGAACAUGUACAAGUGUCCUAAGUAUGGCUACUGUGAAAAGUACCUGUCGUUUGAUAUAUUAUCUGGCGAGGACAGCCGAUUGACAUUAAAGACAUACGCAGAUCUUUGGGAAAUCUGUGGUGUUCGCCAAAAGAGUUAG